UGGUCUGGUCACAAGCAGGACCUCUCAGAAUCCUGCCAUAAAAUGCACAGCCUUUUCCAAGACACACAUGUAUAUGCUCACUCUCAGAAACACAUGUGAACACUUACAUUAACGUGAAAGAGGGCGUGAGACAAGCCUCAGGGCUGAGCAGACGUUUGCUGGAGAGGAAUCAGAAUAGACAAAGGUGGACAGCAUUGAACUUUAGUGAGCCACUGAAUGAAGGGAUCAGCAUGACAGUCUUCCUUCUCCUCCUCAUCCUCAGCGAGGUCCUGCUCCCCAACCUCACCUGCGCAUCCAGAGUGCACAGGCAGACCACAAAGGUUCGGAUCAGUGCUACAGGAGACACCAUCAUGCUGAAGUUCCUGCAACCACACAUGGACACUAAACUGGAGGGCUACAUCCUGGGUUACGGCAGCAGCUUAUUCUCCAAACAGUUCAUCCAGCUCCCUGUGGAUGGGGAACCGUAUGAAACUGAAAUUGAUGCUGAGCCAAAAUAUCUAGUUGCAGUACAGCCAAUCCAACGAGAACAGGUGAAGAAACCAUGCACAGGGAAGGAGACUCUGGAAAAGCCUCUGCAUCUGUUGAUUGGCUCGGUGACCCAGAACUCAGUGAAGCUGUCCUGGGGCACACUGCUAAAUUCCCUUUCCUCUGAAACCAACCUGGAUGACUGCAUUAAGGACGGUCAAUACACCGUGCGCUACAGGGAGAAGGAUCCUGAAGAGAAGUGGAACUAUCAGACAUGUCCCACGACAGAUACAAUCAUUGACCAACUCAAACCAGACACGCCGUAUGAGUUUGGGGUCCGAGCAGAGGCUGACAAUAUUAAUGGAGCCUGGAGCCCUCCAGUAACCCAAAACACAGCUGAAAAAGAUAUAGACAUUCAUAAACCAGUGACGCCUGAUAACUUUGUGAGGCCUAAGAAGCCCAUCACCGAAAGCCCUCAAGUUUUCUCCGCCUCAGUGCCUGUUCUUCACAGAGUGACUGAGAGCAGACCUUCUUCCCUCCUCAGACACACAGCACCCCCUCCGACACAGAGGGUAACUCCAGCAAAAGAUAUUGACAAUCAUAAACCAUGGAAACCUAAGAACAUUUUGAGGCGUAAGAAACCCACCACCAAACCCCUUCAAGUUUUCUCCCCCUCAGUGCCUGACAUUCGUAAACCACUGAAGCCUGAGAUCUCUCUGAGGCCUGAGAAGCCCAUCACCGAAGGCCCUCAAGCUUUCUCCCCCUCAGUGCCGGUUCUACAUAGUGUGGCUCAGAGCAGACUGGCCCCCAUUCUCAGACACCCAGCACCCCCUCCUACACAGAGGGUAACUCAAGACAUUCAUAAACCACUAAAGCCUGAGAAUUUUAUGAGCCCUAAGAAGCCCAUCACCGAAAGCCCUCAAGCUUUCUCCCCCUCAGUGCCUAUUUUGCAAGGCGUGACUCAGAGCAGACCUGCUUCGCUCCUCCGACACACAGCACCCCCUCCUGUACCGAGGGUAUCUCUGGGAACAGAAAGUGAUGGCAUAAGAACGUCACGUCCUUCUGAAGAUUCAUUGUUCUUGAUCCAGACCCUCACCUCAACUCACACACCAAUGAGUAAUUUAAAAACCACUAAUGUUCUUCAUGCUCACCAUUCUACUAUGUCAUCUCUUUCAAUUACAACUCAACAACCACUUCACACAACACAAUCCCAAAUGACCACAAGUAAAACUCUAUUCAACACAGCCAAAACACAGACCAACACAACCAAAACUAUAUCUAACACAGUCAAAGCUCAACUCAACUUCACCAAAAAGAAAACAACUCAACCCCACAACACAAUUCAUCCCCAACCUGAGUCCAGCACAACCAAAUUACAAUUGGGCACACCCACGUUCCAACUUAGAACGGCCCAGUUCCAACAUCACACAGUCAAAUACCCUCAUAGAACAGCCCCGCCCAAACCCAGGUCACCCCAAUCAUAUACAAUUCACCCUCAAAUGAGUAUAAACCAGUCCCAACACAGCACAGCUAAAGGCCAACUAAAAAUGACCCAAAACAAGUUUACAACUCUUGAACCUAUCACAACUCGAUCCCAACCUCACACAACCCAACCUAACUCUAUUACAACCCAAUCCCAACCUCAUAUACCUCAUCCCAAACUCAUUGCAACCCAUUCUCCACCCCAUAAAACCCAACCCCAGUCUAUUAGAACCCAAUCCCAGCCCCACAUAACUCAACCCCAUUCCAACACAAAACAGUCUCAACCCCACAAAACUCAACCCAAUUCAAGUGCAACCCAAUCUCCACCCCACACAAUCCAACCUCAAUCCACUGCAACCCAAUAUCAACUAAACAUAACUCAAUCCCAAACUAACACAGUAAAAUACUACCCAAGAACAGUCAAACCCCAAUCCGGCACAAUCCACUCUCAAACCGACAGAACUCAACCCCAACCUACCACAAUCCUGUCUCAACUCCAUACACCCCAACCCCAACCCCAACCCAUUGCAAUCCAAUCUCUACCCCAUGCAACUCAAUUCCAAACUAGCCCAGAAAAAUACUAUCCAAGAACAGCCCAACCCCAACCCACUACAACCCAAUCACAACCCCACAUAUCCCAAUCCCAAGCCAUUACAAUCCAAUCUCAACCCCAUGCAACUCGAUUCCAAACUAGCACAGUAAAAUACCCUCCAAGAACAGUCCAACCCCAACCCACUACAACCCAAUCACAACCCCACACAUCCCAAUCCCAAACCAUUAUAAUCCAAUCUCAACCCCAUGCAACUCAAUUCCAAACUAGCACAGUAAAAUACCAUCCAAGAACAGUCCAACCCCAACCCACCACAACCCAAUCACAACCCCACAGAUCCCAAUCCCAAACCAUUCCAACCCAAUCUCAACAUCACACAACUCAAUCUCAAUCUAGCCCAAUAAAAUACCAUCCAAGAACAACCCAACCCCAACCCACUACAGCCCAAUCACAACCCCACACAUCCCAAUCCCAAACCAUUACAAUCCAAUCUCAACCCCAUGCAACUCAAUUGCAAACUAGCACAGUAAAACACCAUCCAAGAACAGUCCAACCCCAACCCACCACAACCCAAUCACAACCCCACACACCCCAGUCCCAAACCAUUACAACACAAUCUCAACCCCACACAACUCAAUCCCAAAAUAGCACAGUAAUACACCAUCUAGGAACAACCCAAACUCAACCCACCACAACACAAUCUCAACCCCACACAACUCAAUCCCAAAAUAACACAGUAAUACACCAUCUAGGAACAACCCAAACUCAACCCACCACAACACAAUCUCAACCUCACACAACACAAUCUCAACCUCACACAACACAAUCUCAACCCCACCCCAUUAAAACCCAAUCCAAUUCAACCAAACACACAGAAAAAACAAUGAAAUACAAAUUGACCACACCCCGAUCCAAAUCCAGAAAAAAAAAACAAAAGACCAGAGCACCCCAUUCCCGCAAAGCACAACCCAAACCAACUACAACCCAGUCCAGUACAGCUAAAUACCAACCUAACUUCAGAUCCCAUGAACAGCCUGUCACAAAAGGACAUGCCAAAGAUAUAACCAACCUGAAAUUUACACAUGAACCUGAUACUUACCACCAAUUCAGCACAACAUUAGAAGAGUUAAGCACUACUGAAUUCCAACAAGCAGACCAUCACCCAACAAGUGCUACAAUAAAACAUUCUAACACCAACACAUGGCAAAAUGAUAAAACUGAGCUUACCCUCAUAAGUAAGCCAAAGCAACCUGUACAAAACUCUAACAGUCAAAACUCGCCUUGGGAUGAAAAGAAGCUGGUCAACAAGACGCUCCCAGUCAGCAAAAUGGCUCCAAGCCAAUCACGGGAUGGACAUCUAACAAAGCCUGUUCUUAUCAGUGGGGCACCGAAUAGGAACCAGGGCCAAGACAUGUCUUCACCUUCUGCUCCUGUGACACGCACUUCAGCACCUACAGUAACCAAGCGUGUCCCUACACUCUCUGUUCCUAAUCCAAAACGGUUGCCUCCUACCGACUUAAACGCCUCUAACAAGAGUACAAAGGAAUUCGAUAAUGAGAAGCACAAGGGACUGUCAUUGGACAAACUUUACAAGAAGCCUCCAAAAAAGUCUGGUAAAUUAGAAACCAAAUCAAACAAAAUCAAGAUGCAGUCAAACCAGGUGGACAAAGAUGAGGAUAAGGAUAAAGUAAUUGAUCCAAAGCUGGUGGAUACUCUACCAAUUCUGAAACCUUCACCUGCUCCUCCUACCACAGAAAUCUAUCAAACACCAACACCAACAACCACACCAUUUUUUGCCUCUAAUGGUAGCUGGUAUAACAUGGGUGACAACUCCUCUGUAUUCAGUCCUUUUCCUGUCUCAGAAGUGGACUCAACGGGAAAGAAACGCUUUGUAGCACCUCAUGUGAUCUAUCAGAUAGACAAGUCUCCAGAGCAGCCAUGUUCUGUCACUCACUCUCUCAGCUUCUUUCCUGAUGAGGAAAAUGGGGUAACAAACAUCACAGGCCCACCCAAGACUCCUCCCACCAACCUCACUGUGGUUACUGUGGAGGGAUGUCCCUCAUUCGUCAUAAUUGAUUGGGAGAAAACAGACAAUGAGACAAAAGAAUAUGAGGUCACAUCCUCUGUUAUCAGUCCAAAUGGACAUGCCGUAUCUGUCGUAACGACCAAUCAGACACAUACAGCUGUGGAGAACCUGAAACCAGAGAGCAGUUAUGAGUUCACAGUGACACCUAAGAACGAGCUUGGUUCAGGACCUUCCAGUGAGCCAGUAUCCUUCAGCACUGAGUCAGCGGACCCUCGGGUGAGUGAAAUCCCAAGUGGUAAAAAUGCCAUCUGGUCAUCAUUCUCAUUCAAAGCGGACUCCUACUCUGAGUGCACUGGAACCCAAUAUGUGAAACGUACAUGGUAUCGCAAGUUUGUGGGAAUUCAGCUGUGCAACUCACUCAGAUACAAGAUCUACCUAAGUGAUUCACUAAAAGGGAAGUUUUAUGACAUUGGGGAUGAGGCUGGAUACGGAGAGGAUCAUUGUCAGUUUGUUGAUUCCUAUCUGGAUGGAAGGACUGGAGGCCCGAUUCCAGCAUACCAGUUACCACUCAAACAAGGUUAUUUCCGGUCCAUGCGCCAGGAGCCUGUGAAGUUUGGAAAGAUUGGUGGUAACACCCACAUCAACUAUGUAGCCUGGUACGAGUGUGGAGUCCCCAUACCUGGGUCAUGGUAGGACCCCUGAAGCUGAGGAUGUGCUCUAUUAGAAUGUAUACUGUGUGAGAGAUGACAAAGCUGACAAUGUAUAAAGAUGUACAGAAAGGGAAAAAAAAGGAAAAGAAAAAAGUUUUAUUGAAUGUUAUCAGCAGUAUCUAAUGGCUUCAUACUAUUUAUAUGCAAAACAAAUUUAUCAAACAUUUAGAGAAAUAGCAGAGUUUAUGAAAGUACGGGGUAGCAGGCUCCCUGAAUGUUUAAAACGAGUAUAUUAUUUAUCAAGAGGCUGGGGAUAACAUAGAGUAAUUUCCUGACAAUUGGCAAAACAGAUGGAAUAAGCAACAAGAGGUAAUUUGAUCAUAUUGUGCAGCUGUUUAAUAUGCACAGUAAAACACAAACACUUGAGAUGGAAUUUUAUGCACUAAGUCUAAUACACAUCCAUUUCACAUGAAUUAAGUUAGAAAAUACACUGCCUGGCCAAAAAAGAAAAGUUGCCAUUUGAAUUUAAAUAAGCAAAUACCUAAGAGCCUUUGAUUGGAUAAUUACUGCAGUGAUCGGUGUGU
Neoarius graeffei (lesser salmon catfish) is the source of this 5757-nucleotide messenger RNA. RefSeq names its product target of Nesh-SH3 (gene abi3bpa). NCBI's taxonomy places the organism in Eukaryota, Metazoa, Chordata, Actinopteri, Siluriformes, Ariidae. Gene Ontology annotation, biological process: positive regulation of cell-substrate adhesion; extracellular matrix organization. Bases 231 to 5216 code for a protein of 1661 amino acids. The record is from RefSeq and is a predicted model, not a curated record. Gene Ontology annotation, molecular function: protein binding. The transcript has 30 exons.